AUGGGUUUGGUAAUAAAACCUCUCAAAUGUCUUCUACUCCUCCACAUCUCCUUGACCUUCUUCUACACUAAUGAAGUCUCCUCUGCUUCUCCCGUGACGACGUCGUCGCCGGUAAAGAUGAACCGGAGACUUGUAGCUGUUGAAGGCAUGGUUUAUUGCAAGCAUUCCGGCAUCGAUACUCUCUUAGAAGCAUCUCCUCUUCAAGGUCAACACAUCUUUCUGGUUCGAUACUUGGUCGUCGCUGGCAGCUUGUUUGAUAUCACUGGUCCUCAGGGAGUCAUCGACAUGGGGAUUUCAACUCACGCAACUGUGGCGUCGGUUCUGAAUUCUCGUCGUCCUCGAAACCAUAGUGUGGAGGUGUUUAAUAAGAUUGAGGCUGAGAUCGCAAGGCUUAGGUAA
This is a messenger RNA of Arabis nemorensis, 399 nucleotides long. NCBI's taxonomy places the organism in Eukaryota, Viridiplantae, Streptophyta, Magnoliopsida, Brassicales, Brassicaceae. The record is from the annotation of a GenBank genome assembly.